Molecule: messenger RNA, 1982 nt
Organism: Trematosphaeria pertusa
Lineage: Eukaryota; Fungi; Ascomycota; Dothideomycetes; Pleosporales; Trematosphaeriaceae
Product: histidyl-tRNA synthetase
Exons: 5
Coding region: 20-1735 (571 amino acids)
Biological process (GO): mitochondrial translation; histidyl-tRNA aminoacylation
Cellular component (GO): mitochondrion
Molecular function (GO): ATP binding; histidine-tRNA ligase activity
Source: RefSeq, a predicted model, not a curated record
UUGAGUCACCCCGCCAUACAUGCCGCCCCACCACCCAUUACCCUCGCCAAACACCCUACGUCGUGCCGGCACGCUCGUACUUUCACUUCCCAAAAAGCAAGGCUUCGUUAGCUCUUCGUCGCGCUCCAAACCCUUGUUACCCUUCCUUUGGCCCGCUCAACUUCGAUUCGAGCGCAAGCAUUCAACUACUGCUUACCGGCGCGCACACGACCAACAGUACGACGAGAUGGGGAAAGAAGGGAAGGGCAAUUUUCAGCUCAAGACCCCUAAGGGCACACGGGAUUGGUCGGGAACAGAUGUCGUUCUAAGGGAACAGAUAUUCUCGACGAUUCAGAGAGUCUUCAAGCGCCACGGCGCUGUCACAAUAGAUACUCCCGUUUUCGAGCUGAAGGAGACCCUUACAGGCAAAUAUGGAGAAGAUAGCAAGCUCAUCUAUGACCUCGCAGAUCAAGGUGGCGAGAUCUGCUCAUUACGCUACGAUCUUACGGUUCCCUUCGCACGGUUCUGCGCCCAGAAUGCGAUCCAGAAUAUCAAACGGUAUCAGAUCGCUAAGGUGUAUCGACGAGAUCAGCCGGCAAUGACGAAGGGACGGAUGCGAGAGUUCUACCAAUGCGAUAUCGACAUUGCCGGGGUGUAUGACCCCAUGCUGCCCGAUGCGGAGGUGCUGAGGAUAGUGAAGGAAGUGUUUGAGGAGCUGCCGGAGUGGAAGGGGAAGUACACAAUCAAGCUCAACCACAGAAAGAUACUGGACGGCAUCUUUCAGAUAUGUGGCGUGCCGGAGGACAAGAUCAGGACAAUAAGCAGCGCGGUCGAUAAGCUGGAUAAGUCACCGUGGGAAGAAGUCCGGCGAGAAAUGACCGAGGAUAAAGGUCUCGACUCUGCGGUAGCCGACAAGAUCUGGACAUACGUCCAACUAAAAGGCGGCAAAGAAGUCGUCACAAAACUCCAAGGGAUGCCUGAAGUUGUUGAAAACGCGUCCGCGAAACAAGGUCUGGAAGAUAUGGCCAUGCUCUGCAAAUACCUCGAAAUCUUCGACGUCCUCCCCGCUCUCUCCAUCGACAUGGCCCUCGCCCGCGGCCUGGAUUAUUACACCGGCGUCAUCUACGAAGUCGUGACAGAAGGCUCAGCACCUUCAGCACCAAGCAAGGAUGUCGCGAAGAAAGAGAAGAAGCAGAAGAAGAACGCGGAUCCGGACGAGGAUCGCUCAAAUGAUCCCACAAUAGGAGUCGGCUCAGUGGCAGCAGGCGGCCGCUACGAUGAGCUCGUCGGCAUGUUCAGCGGAAAACCUAUCCCCUGCGUCGGAAUCUCGUUCGGCGUAGACCGCAUCUUCAGCAUAACGAAGGCGCGCCUGUCCGCCGAUCAAGUCAUCCGCCCGACAGAGGUGGACGUCUUCGUCAUGGCGUUCGGCGGCGGAAAGGACUUCAAGGGCCUGCUACCCGAGCGCAUGGAGGUCUCCAAGACGCUGUGGGACGCUGGCAUCAAGGCCGAGUACCUCUGGAAACAGAAACCCAGGCUACAGAACCAGUUCAAGGCGGCAGAGAACGGAAAGGUGCCUUGGGCCGUCAUCCUAGGCGAGGAUGAGUUUAAAGCCGGCAAAGUCAAGAUCAAGAAAAUGGGACUCCCCGAGGGACACCCUGAGAAGGAUGGCGUCGUGGUGGAGAAGAAGGAGCUGGUGGAGGAGCUGCGGUCGAGACUGGCUGGCGAGACGAGUCUGCCGGAUCGGACUGUCGCGUGAGGCACGGCGUUUUUGACUGCGUCUGAAAGAGGGGGUCGGGUCGUAACACAGGAUACUGCGUGACCGGGUUCGCGCUGUGAUUGUUCCUUUGCUGUACUUUGGAGCGGCGGGAUGGAUGUGGGGAAUGAGGACAUGGCGGCGAUUGCAUGCAUGCAGCCUUUCAAAGCGAGUGUAUAUCUAGGCUUCUUAUAGAUGGGUGCGCGAUAUCCAGGAUAGAUAGGGCAAAAAGCGUCUCUUCACGUUACCC